This is a messenger RNA of Hyaloscypha bicolor E, 1788 nucleotides long. Its product is annotated as DnaJ-domain-containing protein. The record is from RefSeq and is a predicted model, not a curated record. Gene Ontology annotation, cellular component: cytoplasm. The transcript is spliced from 4 exons. Gene Ontology annotation, biological process: protein refolding; response to heat. The coding region runs from base 227 to 1504 and encodes 425 amino acids. Gene Ontology annotation, molecular function: ATP binding; Hsp70 protein binding. NCBI's taxonomy places the organism in Eukaryota, Fungi, Ascomycota, Leotiomycetes, Helotiales, Hyaloscyphaceae.
GUUGGCCCGUGCGCCAUCAGAAACUCUUGCCGCUAAGAUAAAAUCAAAGACGACUCCAAACAUCGACACAACUUCACAAUUCCCACUUUCAGCGUAAAUUCUGCGCCUAUUGCACAUCGAUAGAGAAAUAUUGAAAGCUUAUCCAAGCUUACAUGCGGGUAAGAAUUUUGCUCCAGAAAUUCUAGCACCUGUUCCGAAGCCCAUCAGCCCGAAAAGCACAUCUAUCAUGGCUUCAAAUGGAGCACCGGAGGAAGUCGAUCUCUAUGAGGUUCUCGGAAUCCCCAAGUCUUCGACCAAAUCUGAAAUCAAGAAGGCAUAUCACAAGGCAGCGUUACAACAUCACCCAGAUAAGGUCCCCGAAGAGCAGAGAGAAGAAUCCGAAUUGAAAUUCAAGGCUGUCAGUCAAGCAUAUGAAAUUCUUCACGAUGAAGAGAAGCGACAUCUCUACGAUACUCACGGCAUGGCCGCCUUUGACCCCGCCAGAGGGGGCGGGAUGGGAGGCGGGGUAGAUCUGGACGACAUUUUGGCACAAAUGUUUGGCAUGGGAGGAGGUAUGCCACCAGGAUUCGGUGGAGAGAGUGGUCCAAAGCGUCCCCGAAGAGGCAGAGAUGAGGAGCAAAAAUACGAAGUUACACUGGAGGAACUUUACAAAGGCAAAACCGUGAAGUUUGCCAGCACGAAGAAUAUCAUCUGCACCCAUUGCAAAGGCACGGGAGGAAAGAAGGAUGCCAAGCCCCAGACUUGCGAGCGAUGCAAGGGUAACGGUAUAACGGUGGGACUUCGAUCUGUUGGGCCAGGAUUGGUGACUCAGGAGAGAGUAGUCUGCGAUACUUGUUCGGGGACAGGGAAGAUUUUCAAGGAGAAAGACAAGUGCAAGAAGUGCAAGGGCAAGAGAACAACAUCCGAGAAGAAGGUACUAGAGAUCUACAUUCCAAGAGGCGCCCGGGAGGGAGAAAGAAUCGUUCUUGAGGGAGAGGCAGAUCAGGUGCCCGAUCAGACCCCAGGAGAUAUUGUGUUCACCCUAGUGGAGGAGGACCAUGAAAUGUUCCAGAGAGCCGGCGACGAUCUUUCAGCAGAGCUGAAUAUCAGUCUUUCGGAAGCCCUCACCGGCUUCUCAAGAGUCGUAUUGAAGCACCUCGACGGCCGUGGUAUCCAUCUCAACCAUCCUCAAGGAAAGGUCUUGAAGCCUGGUCAGAUUCUCAAGAUUGCAGGCGAAGGUAUGCCAUUGAAGAAGAGCGAUUCAAAAGGCGAUCUUUAUCUCGUGGUCAAGAUUGAAUUUCCUGAGGAUGGAUGGCUUGAGGAUCCGGCUGCUUUUGGCGAACUUCAGAAGAUUCUUCCGGGGCCUCCUCCAGUGGUUGAAACUACGGAAGUCGACGAAGUGGAGUACGAUUCUGAUGCCGAUAUUGAAGAUUUUGGUGCCAAUUCAGGGGACCCCCGAGCAGGUGGUGGUUGGGAAGAUGAAGACGAUGAGGAAGGAGGAGCUGCACAGUGUGCACAGCAGUAAAAAAGCAGCGAAAUAGAUAAUUUCAUGUGGUCACAAAGCAAUUUCAUUUUCGGUGGGAACUUUGCGGCAUAGACCGAACAUUGAAGGUCUUCGAUGCCUUUUCACGACUACAAUCCUGGGUAGAAUAGGGCAAUUGACUUUGCAGACAAAGCUCUACUAUGUAUUCUGAUGACACUGAAUGAAGGCUUCCAACCUCUUUUGUGUGACAGUAUGGAACAUGAUAUGCACGUUCCGAAGCUCCAAGGAAUGUGCAGGUUCUUGCGGUUCCAUUUGGGCUUUUCGAC